UCGUACAGAUACGAAAUGUGCAUUGGGAAUAAGGUUCCGCGAGUUUGUUUACCGGGCGCUGGCGACGUCGAGGGCGGCGGUCGGUGGUCGGCGGUCAGCUGGGUGCGCGCGCCCGCGGUCGAUAGGGCGGCACGUGGCGCGCAGGCGCGGCCCUAUCGAGCCCACACGGGCCGCCGCCGCCGCCGGCCGCGCACGUCAUGCAUGCGGGGUCCUAGCACGCGCGCCCGCCUAAUGGGCACCGUGCUCAGCUUCAGCCCGCGCGAGCGGCGCCCGCCCGCCGGCGCGCCGCCGCCGGACCGCGCCGCGCUCGCCUACUCCUACGAACGACUCAACAACGCCAAAAACAGAGAGAACAGGGAGGUCCCCCGAGACGAGCGCCGCGCCACCCUCGACGACGCCGCCAAAAUCAUCUCCGAGAAAACGGCGCUCGAGAAAAACUUGAAAAAACACUCGCUGUUCAUAAACGCCUUAUCUUGGAAGAGGUUUUCUACGGCCAAUAACAAUAAGAAAAAGUUAGAAUGCAAGACGAAGAGCGUGACGACGUUCAGAGCGCCUUUAACAGACAAUGCACCCUUGGACAGGAACAAGAAUGUGACCGUCCAGGGGACGAUAUACGCGCGGCCUGCGCCCGUUUCGGCGCCGCUGCCGCCACCGGCCGAGGUCGCGCGGACUAACGCGCUCAACAACAAUGUCUGCUACUCGGAGAAGCUGCCGACGACGGCGGUGGGGCCGGCGGUGGCCCCACGCAAGACCGUCAUCCAGGCUUCCACCUCCGAGCUGCUCAAGUGCCUGGGGAUGUUCCUGCACACGCGCUGUCACCGGCUACGGGACUUCCAAGCGGGGGAUGCGGUGAUGUGGCUCCGAACGGUGGACAGAUCGCUGCUGUUGCAGGGAUGGCAGGACGUGGCAUUCAUCAACCCCGCCAACGUGGUGUUCGUGUACAUGCUGGUCCGCGAGCUGGUGGACGGCGACCGCAUCGCGCGCCCCCAGGAGCUGCAGGCCGUCGUGCUCACCUGCCUCUACCUCUCCUACUCCUACAUGGGCAACGAGAUCUCCUACCCGCUCAAACCCUUCCUCGUCGAGGACUCCAAGGACAAGUUCUGGGACCGCUGCCUUCUCAUCGUCGACCGGCUCUCUUUCAACAUGCUCCGCAUCAACUCCGAACCCGGCUUCUUCACUGAAGUGUUCACCGAACUGAAGGCUUGUGGGGCCGUCGAGAGCCCGCCCCCCGCGCCCGCGCACCCGGCCCCCGCCCCGCCGCACGCCAUCUCGGCCGCCUGACACACAGAGGUCGCGGUGCUGAGGUUAGCCCUGACUGACCGCCCCAGUCGCGUUUGAUGUCGGCUCUACACGACCGCUCUUGUUCAAUCGUCUGACACCGAACGAGCACGGACGGGCUUAGAUGAAGUCUAAGUCUAGCCAAUUAAUAACUUCUAAGUGGAGUGUUCUUGUAGUUACGUCUGAACUGUUUGGAGAAUGUAGUGAAAUUGAAAGAUAUUUAUUUGUAGGUAACCGUGAAAGGAUCCUGAAAGCUUUGGUAGGAAAUACUCAUUUUUGAAUUUAAACUGAAGUAAACUGAGCAAGUUUAUGUUGUUCUAAGUGCAGCAUGAUAUCGACGUUGUUAUUUGCUCAAGAAUGUAAUCCCGCCGUGACGAUUGACCAAGAAUUUAUUUGAAAUCUUAUUCAUUUCAUAAGACUGGUGAGCGCGAACGGGGGAAGAAAACGCGAGGAAAUUGAUUGACCGAAAAAGUUUGCAAAGCAAUGAGCCGCUAAUAAUUAUGCGGAAGUUUCGUGUCAUAUUGAUCGUAGAAAUUCAGCUGCUAUGACUGUUGGGUCAUUCUCAAAUUAUAUGACUGCGGUCAGACUCAACUCCGUCAAACUUUUCAUAUACAUUAAGUAAGGUUUGACGGAGUUUAGACACAGCACAAAUCUGGAGAAUGAUCCUGUUGGACCACGUUCCGGAACCAACGACACAGGCCGUAAACACGACUCGCGUUUGUUGGUCCUAUUGUUACUGGGCAAGAUAACCUACACGUGCCGUGUCGACUUCGAUUGCUGCAUUUUACAUAAUUAAUGUCUGUAAUUUUAAAGUAGGUAAUUUGUCUGGUAAAUAUACUUUCUGGGGCCGCUGCGGAGCGGCGUUUAGUCCAAUAGAACAGCGGUUAGUUAAUAAGUUAAGAGUUUCGUAAUGUAGUGAAAUGCUCGCAUGCCAUAUACCUAGUUAGUCGUUAGAAGCAGGCGGGAGGAUGCAAUAGCGGGGAACCGUCAGUAAAAUAAAGGAAUCCGGUGAAUCCUUCUAUGAAGUGUACGUAAAUACGGCCGUCAGCUUAAAGCGGGGCGAUUGAACCAUUGGUUGAAGUAUAUUUAACAAAUAGGUCAAAUAUUGCGAACGAUUAAGCGUUUUGUACAGUAAUAUCGAAUAAAUUUAUAUGUUAAGUCAUAAAUAGUCUGGUGUGGUUAAAUGGGGUUGGUUUGUUCGGUGUGGAAAGAUGGGCAGAGACCUAGGGCACUCGGUGUGACUUGACCACAGGCCUGGAACUAGUUAAUGGAUUUCUAAUCGUGGAUCGUAAGUACUAAACGAACGCAAUAGCCUAAAUAUACUCAAGAAAAUGUUUCCAGAACAGGGCGAUAGAGUUUUUUUCUAAGAUUGAGAAAGACAACGUACUUAAAGCGGGAAUUAGGCGACCGCCAUAUCUAGAUAUGGCGGUCGCCGUAUAACUUGUGUGGCUAAACCAUUCGCCUAUGCGGUUAACUUUGGGUAUACCGCAUACGUUUAGUCAGUCGCAUGCGGCAACCGCAGUACCUAAUGUAAUUGCGGUAUUAAACUUAAGUUAAUUAUCUAUUUCUAGUCAGCGUUUAUUGUUUUCCUAUAAAAUUAGUUCUUAAAAUUAAAUUAAAUUAAAUUGUAGCUUAGAAAAAUUAAUAAAAAUGGCUAAUAUAGAUCGAUUCAGGAAAGCUGGUGCGGAUUUUAAAUAAGAAUUUUGACAUUUCAGUACGAAUUGCGCACCUCAGCUCUUAUGAAUCUAUCUCUACUUAUUACUUAAUCGAAUUAAUGGGUGAUUGUAGUUAAUGAACAGUGUCACCGAGUGCCGUAGUUAAAUGUACGUUAGUAAAGGUACGGAGUGCCAGUAUUUAAUGAAACUGGAAUCUCAUAAACAACUAGGGGAAGUAGAUGUCUGUGAUGUUCAUUGACUUAGAUUUGUGUUUGUGAUAUGUUUCGUUUUGUUAUUUAUUUAUUUACUCCGAUGAUUGUUGUACUUAUUCUUAGAUGUGGUUAGAUAUUGUAAGGCAAUAAUUGAUUUGGUCAACAGUACACAUUCCGAUAUAAUGGUUAUUAAAAGUUUUACUUAGGAGAUCAUCGUGCAUAGCGUAAGGAGAACAUCGGUGUCGAAUAUUUAAUUUCCUCUUAUUUAAAUUUUAUAUAGCGAAAAAACUCAAUUUAAAAGUACAGGCAGUGACAAAAAUAUUUAAGCUCACGGGCUUAUCUAUCAAUCACAAUUUAGUUUAGACAAAUGUUACUGUUCUAGCUAUUGGAACGCUACGCAUAUCGUACGUAGUACGUGGCGCAUGAUCGGAAACCUUAUCUAAAUGCAAUAAGGUUGAUAUUGAGCUGUAGCCGGGCGCGUCAGUUGACGUCUUUGGUGUCAAAAUGGUAGGUAUUUUUAUGUCAACACUCUUUACUGACAAUUUUUAAACCUUAUUACAACGAUAAGGUCCACCGAUGGUCGUUAGUAAGUAGAUACGUAUAAAGGUCCCUCCACACUUGUGCGCGAAUCACGGCGCUAAGCCGCGAACGCGAGUGUGCAUGGAGUCGAUUUUGCAGAUCUGCGACGCUCGCUCCACACUCGCGUUCGUGGCUUCGCGCCGCGAUUUUCGCACGAGUGUGGGGCGGGCAACAUUUCGUUACUGCUGCACGAUGUUGCUCCUAUUAGUAAAGGUAGCAUAAUAAUAUAAGGAUGUUCGUUGGACUAUUAAGUAUAUAAGACAUGAUCUUGAUGCCGUCUGAAUAUCUAAAACUUCCUAUUUACCUGUAUUGAAAUUCAAAAGUACCUUAUAAUACUCUGAUUGAAAUAGCAUAAUGUUGAAACUAGUCAGUUUUAGAACUUUGUUCUAUUUUAUCUUGACAAAUGCCCUUAUUUUUGGACAAGAUCCUAAUAGAAAUUAAUUAUUUUCUUAUUCCGGUGUUUACUUUCUUGGAAACAGUAGGUAUCAGGCUAUGUAUACAUUCCAAUUAUUAGUAAAUAAGUUCAUCAGAUACAGCUUAAUGUCAAAUUCCAGCGAUCUCUGGGUUAUUCUCAAACUUUCUUUACAACGUUUCAAACGCUGUCCACUCUGGAAUAAAGAACCCAACAACUUUACUAACUUUUGUUAUAAAACAGUCAAAUAUUUCAGAAAUAUCGGGGUAGUGGUAUACAAUCGAAAAAAG
Messenger RNA from Cydia strobilella, 4426 nucleotides. It is a transcript of the gene Cdk5alpha, whose product is annotated as cyclin-dependent kinase 5 activator 1. The record is from RefSeq and is a predicted model, not a curated record. NCBI's taxonomy places the organism in Eukaryota, Metazoa, Arthropoda, Insecta, Lepidoptera, Tortricidae. Gene Ontology annotation, biological process: axon guidance. The coding region runs from base 16 to 1281 and encodes 421 amino acids. Gene Ontology annotation, cellular component: cytoplasm; growth cone; protein kinase 5 complex. Gene Ontology annotation, molecular function: protein kinase binding; cyclin-dependent protein serine/threonine kinase activator activity. The transcript is spliced from 2 exons.